UCAGUUUGUAAGUGGCAUCUUAAAAGCCGGUGCAGUUUUUGCAUACUAUCUCUAGAGGUAAUUCGACAGUCAUUGUGUUGCUGGACCUGGUGAAGACAAGGCAGUUCAUAAAUAUGAUGCUAUGAUUAUUUUUUAAUUUUUUAAUUAUACAACAGUUGCUGUCAGUAAAUGGGCAUUGAAACUGGAUUAUUUCUUAUUUUGGUUUAAAUUCUAUGCCGCUUUAGUAUUUUCAAAUUGCAGUAUAAAAAAGAGAAGAAUUUCUCACCCCACAGAAAGCUGACCUGUUAGCUAUUUUUUGUUGCUUUGAAAGAAAAAAAACAAGGUUAUUAACUCCCCAUCUGAAGACAAAAGUAGGACACUGUCUUUGCCAACAAAAACAAAAAAGUCACCGGAAAACCUUUCUCCCAGCUAAGCGAGUCCAACCUGCUACAUUUUUAACGCAGCAUAGAAUUUCCUGCUUUCCCUUCCAACGCCGGUCUCCUUAACAACCAGGAACCAGGAGAAACCGCCCCAAGAACAGUGCAGGAAAGCCCAUGUUUCUGGCAGCUCCUCCGGGACUAUAUUCUUCAUGUGUUUUUGUCAAAGUGUACGCAGCACCGAUUCCAAUGAUUCAGCAGAUGAUUUCCGACCACUUAAAAUGGCUAGGCAUCGGGGGUCGAGAGAGCCACUUCACUGAGAAAUGAUUGCACAAGUUAAUUCCAGCCUCUAAAAGCAUUGCACUGGACAUGGAUUGCGGCAGGUCACUCAGAGAAUAGAAGCAAUGCUUGCUCAUGCAUCAAACGCCGUCUGUCUAAGCCCUUAAAGAAACUGCGCCUCUUGCACACAAGAUAACAAUGAGAGUUUGAGCAGCACAGUCACCCCAGUGUUUUUUAGGCAGUUUGCCUUUGGCAGAAUUCAAAUGAAGGGAGUCAGGGAGCUAUCGGUGUUGUCCCGGUCACAGACGUCUUUAAGCGCAGAGCUGCCUGACCUUUCCGUUGCUGUCUGAGAGUGUGGCGUCUGAUUUUCGUCCAGCCUUUCUAAGCCCGGCCUGACAAAUUAGUCCAUUAGUCCCGAAGAAUUUUUUGCAUUGCCUGCUCCUUAAAAAAAAAAAAAAAAAAAGCGGCGCUUUCCAGCCCUGCUGCGUAGUUCCUCCCGUCCCAUAAUUCCCUGCGCUCCCCCCCUGCUGUGCGCUGGCGAGCGAGGAUGCACGCGCGGGGUCCCCGCCGGAGGUGAGGAUGUACGCGGCGGGCAUGACGGAGUGCAAGGCGGAGGUGACGCCGUCCACGCGCAACGGCCACCGCGUCUUCAGCUACACGCUGGAGAGCCACACGGCGGCCGCCUUCGCCAUCAUGAACGAGCUGCGCCUGGAGCGCCAGCUCUGCGACGUCACGCUGCGCGUCAAGUACAGUGACCUGGACGCCGUCGACUUCGUGGCCCACAAGGUGGUGCUGGCCUCCUCCUCGCCCGUCUUCCGCGCCAUGUUCACCAACGGCCUGAAGGAGUGCGGCAUGGAGGUGGUCCCCAUCGAGGGCAUCCACCCGAGGGUGAUGGAGCGGCUGAUCGAGUUCGCCUACACCGCCAGCAUCUCGGUGGGGGAGAAGUGCGUGAUCCACGUGAUGAACGGGGCGGUGAUGUACCAGAUCGACAGCGUGGUCAAGGCCUGCUGCGACUUCCUGGUGCAGCAGCUGGACCCCAGCAACGCCAUCGGCAUCGCCAGCUUCGCCGAGCAGAUCGGCUGCACCGAGCUGCACCAGAAGGCCCGAGAGUACAUCUACAUGAACUUCAGCCAGGUGGCCACCCAGGAGGAGUUCUUCAACCUGUCGCACUGCCAGCUGGUGACGCUGAUCAGCCGGGACGAGCUGAACGUGCGCUGCGAGUCGGAGGUGUUCCACGCGUGCGUGGCCUGGGUGCAGUACGACCGCGAGAACCGCCGGCCGUACGUGCAGGCGCUGCUGCAGGCGGUGCGCUGCCACUCGCUCACGCCGCACUUCCUGCAGCUGCAGCUGCAGCGCUGCGAGCUGCUCAAGUGGGACGCGCAGUGCAAGGACUACCUCUCGCAGAUCUUCCAGGACCUCACGCUGCACAAGCCCACCAAGGUGCUGUCCUGCCGCACGCCCAAGGUGCCGCAGCUCAUCUACACGGCCGGCGGCUACUUCCGCCAGUCGCUCAGCUACCUGGAGGCCUACAACCCCUGCACGGGGGCCUGGCUGCGGCUGGCGGACCUGCAGGUGCCGCGCAGCGGCCUGGCGGCGUGCGUGAUCAGCGGGCUCUUCUACGCGGUCGGGGGCCGCAACAACGCGCCCGACGGCAACAUGGACUCCAACACGCUGGACUGCUACAACCCCAUGAACAACUGCUGGUCGCCGUGCGCGCCCAUGAGCGUCCCGCGCAACCGCAUCGGCGUCGGCGUCAUCGACGGCAUGAUCUACGCCGUGGGCGGCUCGCACGGCUGCAUCCACCACAACAGCGUGGAGAGGUAUGACCCCGAGAGGGACUCGUGGCAGCUGGUGGCGCCCAUGCUGACGCGGCGCAUCGGGGUGGGCGUGGCCGUGAUAAACCGGCUGCUGUACGCGGUGGGCGGGUUCGACGGCACGCACCGGCUCAGCUCCUCCGAGUGCUACAACCCGGAGAGGGACGAGUGGAGGAGCACGGCGCCCAUGAACACCGUGCGCAGCGGGGCGGGAGUGUGCGCCCUGGGCAGCUCCAUCUUCGUGAUGGGCGGCUACGACGGCACCAACCAGCUGAACAGCGUGGAGCGCUACGACGUGGAGAGCGACAGCUGGAGCCCGGUGGCGUCCAUGAGGCACCGCCGCAGCGCGCUGGGCGUCACCACGCAUCACGGGCGCAUCUACGUGCUGGGCGGGUACGACGGGAACACCUUUCUGGACAGCGUGGAGCGCUACGACCCGGAGACGGACACGUGGGCGGAGGUCACCAGGAUGACGUCGGGCAGGAGCGGCGUGGGCGUGGCCGUCACCAUGGAGCCCUGCAGGAAGGACCUGGCCCCGUGUCAGAAGCACUAGACCACAGCUUAACGAGAAACCUCAUUCUCUGUGCGCGUGCGCAUGCUCACCUGCAUCACGCACACACACAGGCACUCACACACACACACACACACACAGACACGCACAUACAUACACACACGCACGCACGCACACACACAGCGAC
Molecule: messenger RNA, 3147 nt
Organism: Anguilla rostrata (American eel)
Lineage: Eukaryota; Metazoa; Chordata; Actinopteri; Anguilliformes; Anguillidae
Gene: keap1b
Product: kelch-like ECH-associated protein 1b
Exons: 6
Coding region: 1215-3002 (595 amino acids)
Molecular function (GO): protein binding
Source: RefSeq, a predicted model, not a curated record